Messenger RNA from Xenopus tropicalis (tropical clawed frog), 2293 nucleotides. It is a transcript of the gene tgm3l.8, whose product is annotated as transglutaminase 3 like, gene 8. Lineage: Eukaryota; Metazoa; Chordata; Amphibia; Anura; Pipidae. The transcript is spliced from 13 exons. The coding region runs from base 70 to 2154 and encodes 694 amino acids. Gene Ontology annotation, molecular function: protein-glutamine gamma-glutamyltransferase activity. The record is from RefSeq and is a predicted model, not a curated record.
CAACAAUUAAAGUAUAAAGGAUAAAGGAGGAACCCCAAGAUCAAUUGUUCCUAUAGUAAAUCUGACAACAUGUCUGCCCUUCAGCUGAAAAGUAUAAAUCUUCAGAAAGCAACCAAUGUUGCUAAUCACCACACCAGUGGUUUCGACUCCACAGUCUUUGCAUUGAGAAGAGGACAGCCCAUCACAGUCAAUUUGAAUUUCAACAGGGUUUUCUAUACUGGAGAGAGUGUGGCUAUAGAUGUGGAAACAGGUCCAUCUCCUUCAGUACCCAAGAACACUAAAGCUGUAAUGCCCGUCUCUAAAUAUGCGAACCCACAAACCUGGAGUGCAUCCAGUGGUCAAAGCACUGGGGCAACCAUGCCUGUUAUAAUAAAUAUUCCAGUAAAUGCUAUACCAGGCCGUUACAAGAUGACUGCACACCUUGCCAGGUCUGGCCGUACAACAGCUUCUUACAGACUUCCGGAAUUUUUUGUUCUCUUUAAUCCUUGGAAUCAGGAUGACCAGGUAUACAUGAGUAAUGAAGCAGAAAGGAAUGAGUAUGUUCUCAAUGAAUACGGAGUGAUUUUCAGGGGGAAUGCAAAUAAUAUAUCACGGCUAGCAUGGGACUACGCCCAGUUUGAAGGGGAUAUGUUGGACAUUUGCUUUCUCAUGCUAGACAGCUGUCUAGAGCACAAAACAGACCCCAUCACAGAUAUCUCCAAUAGAUAUGAUCCUAUUUAUGUGGGACGAGUAUUAAGCGCUAUAGUUAACAUUAAUGACGAUAAUGGUGUCUUAUAUGGAAGAUGGGAUAACGACUAUUCAGAUGGUGUAUCUCCAACCUCAUGGAGUGGAAGUGCAAGAAUACUCCGUAGCUGGCGUGACAACGGACCAGUAAAAUAUGGACAAUGUUGGGUAUUUGCAGGAGUGCUCUGUACAGUACUACGAUGCCUGGGGAUACCUGCCCGUGUAAUUUCUAAUUUUGAGUCAGCUCAUGAUGGCAAUAGCAACUUGCUGAUUGAGGAAUAUUUUGAUGAAAAGGGAACCCAACUAGGAUCCCCUGACAGUGUAUGGAACUUUCAUUGUUGGAAUGAAGCUUGGUUUACUCGAGGUGAUCUUGGAGACAAUUAUGGCGGAUGGCAGAUUUUGGAUUCAACCCCACAAGAACCAAGUGGAGGCAUCUAUUGCCUUGGACCUACCUCCCUAAAAGCUGUCAAACAGGGAGAUGUGACUCUUGAUUAUGAUACAACCUUUGUAUUUGGUGAAGUUAAUUCAGACAGAAAGAGAUUUAUCAAGUACAGUGAUGGAAGACCUCUUCAAAAUGUUUACACUGAUACUGCAUCUGUUGGACAAUUCAUCAGCACCAAGGCAGUGGGUUCUAAUAACCGUCAAGAUGUAACAAAUGGUUACAAAGACCCUGAAGGUUCUGGCAAAGAAAGAGAGACUUUUAAUAAAGCACGGACUACAUUGCUAAGCUUGGGAAUUGCUACAAUGGCUGCCAGAUCGGUGCAAGAAGAACCAAAAGGGCCAAAACCUGAAAUUACUGGCAGCUUCAAGCUGAGUGGACAACCACAGAUCGGUGAUGAUGUAGUAGUCAUCUUCAAUAUAAAAAACCCUACCUCUGCCAGGAAAAACAUAAAACUCAAGUUUACUGUUACAGCAAUCGUAUAUAACAGAGCAGUGUCAAAAGAAAUCCUUACUAAUAACCAACCAGUCACCUUGGCUGCUAAUAAAGAGGAAUCUGUAAACCUCACUGUAGAAUACUCUAAGUAUCAGGGUGCUCUCACCCCUGACAAUAUGAUCCAGGUUGUGGCUGUGUGUGAAGAAGAAAAUGGAGCUGCUUUGCUAACUGAUACAGUUAUCACCUUGAAGAACCCUCCCAUGCAGUUAAAGGUUCCUGAUAAAGCAGCUGUAAAUAAAGCAUUGUCUGUUGAAGUGAUUUUCCAAAACACAAUUGGUGACAGGCUUAAAAACUGUCUAAUAACUUUAGAAGGCAGCGGUCUAAUUAAAGACGAAGUUAAAGUUCCAGUGCCAGAUCUGAAACCCAGUGAAAAAUACUCAACUAAAGUUGUCAUCACUCCAUAUAAAUCUGGUGAAAGAAACCUCUCGGCUAACUUGUCCGCUGACAAGCUGUCUGAUGUGAAGGCUAACCUUACUGUUAAAGUGGAUGCUGCUUAGAAAUGACUGGGGCAACUGCAUUGGAGGAAAAGAGAACAGCUCUGUGUUGGAAUUAUGAUUUUGUUAGAAGAACAGAAAACUCUCCGUUCCUAUUUUCCUAAGCUUAAACAUCUUGAAUAAAUAUUAUUAGUACAGGCAA